Molecule: messenger RNA, 1272 nt
Organism: Plenodomus lingam JN3
Lineage: Eukaryota; Fungi; Ascomycota; Dothideomycetes; Pleosporales; Leptosphaeriaceae
Source: RefSeq, a predicted model, not a curated record
AUGGGCAACCGUGUUGGUAUACACACAGCGCUGUCUCAACAUCCCGAUGCAUACAUCUACUACUCCUCGGCUACCCACUAUAGUGUCAAGAAAGUGAUACGUGACAGCGAUUAUGUUACGAGUAUCUGGCGUGAAGACAAGCGGCCACGCUUCGCAGAGAUUCCCGUCGAUGAAUAUGGCUGUAUGCAAAUUCCUCGCCUCGUUCAGCAAGUUGUCAGGGACCGAGACCACUGUACCAUACGCGGCAAUAAGCACGAAGUGAUACUCUUCGCAAACAUUGGAACAACGUUCAUCGGCGGCCGUGACGAAAUCAAAGGCAUUCGUAGUGCCUUACGAACCAUUGGGGCUGAGGUUGACUACAUUCAUGUUGAUGGUGCCCUCGACCUUGGCUUUGCCCCUGACAGUGUCUCAUUGGGGCCUCCCGGUCUGGACUCUCGUGAUGGCUUGCCUGUUGUCCAAGGCUUGACCAUUAGUCAUCACAAAGCAUAUGGCAUCAUGGUCUCAGGAGAAGUUAUCUGCUAUAGUCCUCAUACGAGUGCCCUCCCGACAGCUACGCCCGUUGAUUCACGCAUCAUCUUCGAGACCUGGCUUUUCCAGCAGCUGUACCAUCCAGAAGCUCUCGUAGCCACGCGCGAUUAUUGUCUCGCUAAUGCAACUCGACUGCGCGGCUCACUUGCAGCCUUGGGUCUCGAGACUCGCUAUAACAAAGACUGUAUCAUCACUGUGCUCGAGCGCAUCCCACCCUGGCUGAUACGUUCUUUCCACCUUGCUCCCGAAGGUGACUGGCUGCAUUUCAUCGCCAUGCCCCAUAUACAUCCCUCUGCGGUUGCCGCCUUUGCGGCUGCCCUCUUGCGUGUGAGCAUGCACUUCACGGCUAUGUUCAAUGCUCUUCAAGCACCUCUAAGCAAGGCUCUUGGAUGUGCGAUACGCAUCAAGCGCGUGCGUGUACACGAUGAAGCUAUCUUCAGAGAUGUCGCCGAAAUGGCCGGGCGAGAGCAAAGAGCUCGACAACAGCAGUGGGAUGUGGCUGCUUUCAAGCGGCGAUAUGUGUACAGCACUAUGUCAUUUGCAGCACUAAGUGAUUCAGACCAGCUACUGGUGGUCUUCUUAGCUGAGGCAGAUGCGGAUAAGCGAAUAACACCUGGACCAGUGUUAGUACAGGAAGGCCAGACGGUGAAUAGGCCGCUGUUAAAGGAAAUUGGACUGUAUGGAUUCGAAUUCUUGGCGCGACGCCUGGAGCUUUAUGGUUGUGCUGCACAAGACAUCUUAUAG